Molecule: messenger RNA, 830 nt
Organism: Topomyia yanbarensis
Lineage: Eukaryota; Metazoa; Arthropoda; Insecta; Diptera; Culicidae
Exons: 3
Coding region: 250-801 (183 amino acids)
Source: RefSeq, a predicted model, not a curated record
AUGAGCCACGCGUCCUUAGAAUGGGUGGCGUUAAUACAAAUACGUGCGCUCUGCACACAGGAGCUAUCAGUUUUAUUCUAACAUUCAAAGUUCAAAGUUAACUAGUUAACGAGAAAAAAAUAAUACGAGUAAAGUGUAAAUCAGUGCUAUCCUAUACCAUCGAUCACAGCCAGUGGUUUCCAGCAUAGAGCCUACAAAAGCUUUUGGCGGUAGUUCAGGCAUCUGAAGCAGUAGUAUAUUACUAACUAAAUGAAAUCCUUGAUGAUCAUCGGACUUGGCAUGUGCCUGAUGGCGGUUACCUUCACGGCUCCAGCUUCCAUUCUACAGACCACAAUUUUGAACAUCCUCACAGGCGGCAAUAACGUUCUAAGCAAUCUACAAACGCAACUGCCUACUCUGACUAGUGCAAUCAACGGUCAGGUCAAUAAAAUUACCGCCGCUCUUUCCGGUGUAUUGUCGGACGCCAACAAUCAAUUGAUCACAGAAUUGACAAAUACUCGCGCUUCCCUCCAAAGUGCUCAGACGGCUCUCACCAGCAUUGUUGCCAAUGGAUUGUCACAAGUCUCUACCGAUUUGACCACAACACUGAACACUCAAACCGCUCAGCUGUUGACAGAGAUUGCCAACGUGGACAGUACUUUAACUCAAGUUCUGGCUGCUGGAAAUAGCGCUUCAUCGGAUCUGAUCAGCGAGCUGGCCAAUGCUACUGCAAAUCUGAACGCGGCAACAGCUAGCGUGGCCUCAAAUGUUAACUCCUUACUCGAAAAGUUGCUGUCCCAGAUUACCGGAUUGCUUGGAUAGUUUGCAUUGUGCUAAAAUUGAAUAAAGAA